This is a messenger RNA of Patiria miniata (bat star), 1783 nucleotides long. Its product is annotated as transmembrane protein 183B-like. The record is from RefSeq and is a predicted model, not a curated record. Bases 120 to 1421 code for a protein of 433 amino acids. The transcript has 7 exons. NCBI's taxonomy places the organism in Eukaryota, Metazoa, Echinodermata, Asteroidea, Valvatida, Asterinidae. Gene Ontology annotation, biological process: regulation of protein stability. Gene Ontology annotation, cellular component: SCF ubiquitin ligase complex.
UUGAGGUCUUGAGGGCGCUAUUACAUACUCCGAUUGAAUACAGCUGGGCUGGGCUAGAAUUUCAGGGCCUCGGAAACUCAGCUGAUUGACGCAUCACCAGCCGAGUUCAGCAUGUCAUAAUGCCAGGGAGACAUCGACAAACGAAUCGGAACAAGAAAUCACCGCCCCACAACAGAGACUCAAAGGACAGAUUUAGUGGGAGCAACUCCGAUGGUUGGCAGAGGUCAAAGUUGAAAGGUCGCAACUGUCGAACCACUUUGCUAUUCUCCCAUGAGAAAGAUGUAACGAUUGACGCGUAUGCCGAUAACGCCAGCAGUCAAGCAUUGGCAUCUCGAACCAGUAAGGCCACUGCAAUUUCCGUCAACAAAGAAUUCAAACAGAUCGAGAGUGCCAGCGCGAUCCUGGCAGCGAAGGCGGAGGAAGAAAUUGUGGAUGAUUGGUACGAGAGGGCAUUCUCCGAUGAGGAGGAUGCUAGGAGCGGAGAUGUUGUAGAUCUAGGAGACGAGGCAAGGGGCGAGGGUGCUGAGAUGGAGAUUACGAUCCAGGAGCCAAAUCUGCCAGAGCUGGAAAAUGGUCACACAGUUCCGCUGGAAAAAGGCAAGACGUUGACCCCUAGCUACACCGGCACCCACGUCUAUCCUUCUGUCAUCUGGUACCUCGUCUCGCCCUUCAUUUAUCCCGAGGACGUUGCGACAUUCGCCUGUCUAUGCCGAGACACGUACGCACUGACUAACACGGCAGCUUUCUGGAGAAAACUAUACUUCAGAUAUUACAGCACAAAGGCAGCUUCCAAUCUUCCAAAAGAGCUCUACCCAACCAGCAUCGAGCGUACCUUCGGUCUCCGCUCGUUGGUCAUACGCGCCCUUCAGUUCCUCUACCCACCCUUUGUGAGACGCAGCGCCACCAAGGUGACCGGCCUGUUCAGCAGCAACAGUCUUGAGACGCUGGAAGGCCGGAUUUUCAUGUACCACGUCAGCAAGCGCAAAGCAGGGAACCAUAUCUAUUACCUGAAGUUCCAACAAAGUGGGUUGAUCAACAGUGCGUCGCCGAAUGUUUUUGAUCCGGAUAUCCAAUUUAACAACCACUGCGGCCAGUGCAUACUGAUGGCCAAAUGCAAGCAGUCUCACCACCUGGAACCAGAGAGGAUUAUGGGUAAAGAACUCACGCACGCCUCCGUACAACUCGGUUCCGGCAUGUCGUACAGCCGGCUGAAACUGGAGUUCGAGGAACCGUCGAUUGGGCGGGGACGACCGAAAAAUCGCAGAUAUUCGGAUCGGAGGCGCGAAAAGACAUGCGUGGUGCUGGACCCUGUCGUCUGCGUGCGGGUUUUCCACUGGUGGCACCCGCAUUUCCACGAGGAGUUCCGGACAUGUGAGGGCGCUGUUUCCACAUACAACAUGAACAUUUGGAACGGGAGAUAGGAGCCAAAGGCUUGCAGAAGGAAGCAGUGAUCGUUGCCUUAGUUGUUCUUUUUACGAACUGUUAUUUUUUUUUAAUUUGGCCAAAAUGCCCGAGAGUUCUUAUCACGGCACAAUGCAUCCAGUUUUGUCAAGUGACAGUCUUGGUACCAAACACUGACUAGUCUAGUCACAGACUCCUGCCCUAGGAAUUACCCAUUUUUAAUUUUAUAAAUAGUCAUCGAAUCACAAUAUUUUCCAGUAUGUUGUAAAUUGUAAUGCUUUUUUUCCCCUUCGUAGUACCCAUCUAUUGCCUUUGAUUGGAUGGGCCCAGUCAGGACUCAAAAUAAAUGAAGCAAAUAGGACGUUACACGCUGUAGAUCCUA